AUCCUCGCAGUUUCCGCCCUUCGGAUGGAUGAGACGGAGUCCAGCGUCCAGACAGCCAGUGCGGGAGCGGCAGGUUGUCGGUCCGUCAGCGCGUAUAACGCGCGGUGUUCGUGCGUCACGGUGCGCUCCGGACUCUCCUCCCUGCCCGUCAGAUGUUCAGCUCAGCAUGUGAUGCUCCGUCCGUCCUCAGAGUCCUGCGAGCGCUCAGUCUGGACCAAACACCCGAUCUGCUCUGUGGAUGUGCUCGUUUAUCUCUCCGUGUAAUCAUCCGACAACCGCGGUCAUUUUAAUCGGAGGACAUCGCUGCAAAGAUACCCACGAACUGGCACCGAGUACUGGACCCUUCAGGCUCUUCCUCACAUCUUCAUCCAUUCAUCUCUUCUCCCCACUCCUCUUCUGUCAGUAAUUUCUCUCCUCCUCUCAGUUGCUACCUCUCUGUCCUCUUUUUUUUUUCUUCUUUUUCUCUCUGUCCAUCCUCACACCUCUUCCCGGACCCCCCAGCCUCCCCGAUGCCUAAGACCAGCAAGGUGGUGCAGCGCGAGCAGAGCCAUGAGCACGUCACGGAGUCGGUGGCCGACCUGCUCGCCCACGAGGAGCCUCUCGAUUACAAGAGCAGCUCCCUGAAUGUGGGAGCGGCCGCAGGGAAGAAGAUCCCUCAGAUAGAAGUCCCCGAGAAUGACGGCCGGCCGGCGUGGAACAGCAAGCUGCAGUACAUCCUGGCCCAGGUGGGCUUCUCUGUGGGGCUCGGAAACGUCUGGCGAUUCCCGUACCUCUGCCAAAAGAACGGAGGAGGUGCAUAUUUGGUCCCGUAUUUCAUCCUCCUCCUCAUUAUCGGCAUCCCGCUCUUCUUCUUGGAGCUGGCUGUGGGUCAGAAGAUAAGACGUGGCAGCAUCGGAGUAUGGAACUACGUCUGUCCACAUCUCGGUGGGAUUGGGAUGUCAAGUCUGAUGGUUUGUGGUUUUGUAGGUCUCUACUACAACGUCAUCAUUGGUUGGAGCAUCUUCUACUUUUUCCAGUCUUUCCAGUAUCCGUUGCCAUGGAGCGACUGUCCGAUUAGAAAGAAUGGGACAAUAGCCAUUGUGGAGCCAGAGUGUGACAAAAGCUCAGCCACUACAUAUUUCUGGUACCGGCAAACUCUGAACACAACCAGCACCAUCGCAGAGAGCGGCGGCCUCAACAUCAAAAUGACCUUAUCUCUGCUGGUGGCCUGGAUAAUUGUCUGCCUUGCUGUCAUUAAAGGAAUCGCCUCUUCUGGGAAGGUGAUGUACUUCAGCUCUCUUUUCCCUUAUGUGGUGCUCUUCUGCUUCUUGGUCAGAGGUUUAAUGCUCAAAGGAUCAGUAGAUGGGAUCGCUCAUAUGUUUACUCCAAAGCUGGAGAAGAUGCUGGAGCCGCAGAUUUGGAGGGAAGCAGCCACUCAGGUGUUCUUUGCUCUGGGUUUGGGGUUCGGAGGCGUCAUAGCUUUCUCCAGUUACAACAAAAUGGACAACAACUGCCACUUCGACGCUGUGCUCGUCUCCUUCAUCAACUUCUUCACCUCAAUUCUGGCCACGCUGGUGGUGUUCGCCGUGCUGGGGUUCAAGGCCAACAUCAUGAAUGAAAAAUGUGUUGCAGAAAAUGGAGAAAAGAUCCUGGGAUACCUCAACGCCAACGUCCUGAGUCACGAUCUCAUUCCUCCUCACGUGAACUUUUCCCAUCUCACCCCAUCAGACUACGCUGACGUGUACAGCAUCAUCAAGACGGUAAAGGAGGACGGCUUUGCCAAGCUGGGUCUGGAGCCCUGUGUCCUGGAGGACGAACUCAACAAGGCAGUUCAGGGCACUGGCCUGGCCUUCAUUGCCUUCACGGAGGCCAUGACCCAUUUCCCAGCAUCCCCUUUCUGGUCUGUAAUGUUCUUCUUCAUGCUAAUCAACCUUGGCUUGGGCAGCAUGAUUGGCACCAUGACUGGCAUCACCACACCCGUCCUUGACGCCUACAAAGUUCAGAAAGAGCUUUUAACAGUGGGCUGCUGCAUUGUGGCCUUCCUCUGUGGGUUGUUGUUUGUUCAGCGUUCAGGAAAUUAUUUCGUCACCAUGUUUGAUGAUUACUCAGCCGGUUUGCCCCUCACCGUUGUAGUGAUCCUGGAAAAUGUCUCUGUCGCUUGGAUUUACGGCACUAAACGCUUCAUGCAAGACUUGGAGGACAUGUUGGGUUUUCGACCGUCUAUAAUCUACUUCUACCUGUGGAAGUACGUCUCUCCUCUUUGUCUCAUCGUCCUCAUCUCAGCCACAGUCAUAGAGAUGGCCAUCAGCCCACCUGGAUACAACGCCUGGGUUCAAGACCUGGCUCAGGAACGUUUCCAAAGCUACCCUCCCUGGGCUCUGGCCAUGUGCUUCGCUCUCAUCAUAGUGGCCAUGCUUCCUCUCCCAAUCGUCUUCAUCGCACGCCACUUCAACUUGAUGUCAGACGGCUCCAACAAGCUGUCUGUCUCCUACCGUAAAACCAUGAUGAAAGACAUCUCCAACCUUGAGGAACAAGACGAGGCCAGAUUCAUCCUCGGUGCCAAGCCUGGCGACACGCCAUUGUCAGGUGUAGCCCGCAAACCCUACGUGACUCCUGCAGGGAACAAAUCUGUGGAUCCCAACUCUCUGUCUCCAAAUGUCUGCUACGGUACGAGCUACCAAAACACUGCGAUAAGUCCCACAACACCAACAACGCCGCCUACUCCUCUCACACCUCUCACACCAGAGUCAGACUCUUGACUUUCCUCUUACUAAAACCAAUCCAACAUGCAGUUUAACUUCCAGCCUUUUCCCUGCUGAUAUUACAAAACCUUCAAAACAAUGUUUUGAAGCAUGUACAACACAGAAAAUGUUAGUUUUCUUGUAAAGUAUACGCUUCAAAACAGUUUUUUUGCUUUUCUUGAUCAGAUUGAAGCCAUACACUGGGUAAAACAAGGUAUUGUUAGUCCAAUAUGCAGUGAGUCUGAGAUGAACACACACAAAAAACAUCUAAAAAAAACUACAUUUAGUUUUCUGAAUGUGUUUCUGUGUGAUAUUUAUAUAAGGCUGCUGUAAAGACGUACAAAUCUGUUUCAUUCAAACCCAAAGUUAACCACCUUCAGGAUUUUAUGUAGCGAUCUUCGUUCAGUCUGUAAAUAUGGAUGUACAGUUAGUUAGAGAAGCCUGUAGAUUUUACUAUGUGGAGAUUAAAGCACCAAUGUCAUUCUCCAUCACACACACACGUGUCACGUUAUGUAGAAGUUAAUCGUUUUAGAUUCUCCACCAAAGAGUAAAAACAACAAAACACUUGAAUUCAGGAAAAGAAUGUGAGACUCACAUGUGUUGAGUUGGAGUAAAAGUUUAUUUUAUUAAUUUUAUUUUAUACUCAUGAGACUGGAACACAACCCUAUAUGGUAUGUUUUAUAUGUGUGGGAGGCACAAUAUGUUCCUGCUACUUUAAAGCUAAUCUGAAGUCGAAACUGUUUGAUUGAUGCUACAAAAGCACAUGUGUAUUUUUACAAUUCAUGUCCACAAGUAAAUCACUGAUUGUAAUUGUCUUAUUGGUAAAGAGAUGCACAAUUCAAAAUGUACUUCUAUAACUAACAACAGCUUCCUUUCCACUUCCUGGCUUCCCUGGUAAAGAUGUGUGAAAAGCUACAAAAUGUUUAAAUCUCUAUUGUAGCAGCUUGAUUUUACUAAAAGAUAAUUCUUUGAGAAAAUAAUUCUUCAGUUCCUGUAAACUUAUUCAGUGUGUGCAAAAACAUUACCACUAGAAAAUAAUUGUUUUUAAUAAAAUCGUGUGUGGUGUCAUUAUUGGCAAUUUAUUGCAAUUUCUUUUUUGCAAUAAAUUUAUUGAUCAAAGUGUCUAAAAACUUUAAUUUUGAUAUAAAUUUGACAUGACACAGAGGUGUUGUGAUUUGUAGUU
Xiphophorus maculatus (southern platyfish) is the source of this 3903-nucleotide messenger RNA. RefSeq names its product sodium-dependent neutral amino acid transporter SLC6A17-like. Gene Ontology annotation, cellular component: plasma membrane; synaptic vesicle. The record is from RefSeq and is a predicted model, not a curated record. Gene Ontology annotation, biological process: glycine transport; L-leucine transport; proline transport. The coding region runs from base 510 to 2738 and encodes 742 amino acids. The transcript is spliced from 12 exons. Lineage: Eukaryota; Metazoa; Chordata; Actinopteri; Cyprinodontiformes; Poeciliidae.